UUCCGUUCGGUGGCCGGAGUGUACACUGUCGCGAUGGCACUCUACAAUUUUAAGAAAAUUAUGGUGGUUCCCACCGCUAAGGACUUCAUUGAUAUCACGCUGUCUAAAACACAGAGGAAAACGCCCACAGUGAUACAUAAGCAUUAUCAGAUUCACCGCAUUCGACAUUUCUACAUGCGCAAAGUCAAGUUCACGCAGCAAAACUAUCACGAUCGUCUGACUCAAAUCCUCACCGAUUUCCCCAAAUUGGACGACAUCCAUCCGUUUUAUGCCGACCUAAUGAAUGUUCUCUACGACAAAGACCAUUAUAAGUUGGCUCUUGGACAGAUUAACAUUGCCAAAAAUCUUAUUGACAACGUGGCGAAGGAUUACGUGCGUUUGAUGAAGUACGGCGACUCUCUGUAUCGCUGUAAACAGCUGAAGAGGGCGGCACUGGGGCGGAUGUGCACCAUCUUAAAGAGACAGAAACAGAGUCUGGAGUACCUGGAACAAGUCCGUCAGCACCUCUCCCGUCUGCCCACCAUUGAUCCAAACACCCGAACUCUUCUCCUGUGUGGUUACCCCAACGUGGGCAAGUCCAGCUUCAUCAACAAGGUCACACGGGCUGAUGUGGAGGUGCAGCCGUAUGCCUUCACCACAAAAUCUCUGUUUGUCGGGCAUAUGGACUACAAAUACCUGCGUUGGCAGGUGGUGGAUACCCCUGGUGUUCUGGACCAUCCCCUGGAGGAGAGGAAUACUAUAGAGAUGCAGGCUAUCACAGCCCUGGCUCACCUGCGCUCUGCUGUUCUCUACGUCAUGGACCUGUCUGAGCAGUGUGGCCACACCCUGCAGGAGCAGCUACUGCUCUUCAGUAACAUCAGACCACUGUUUGCCAACAAGCCUCUCAUCGUUGUGGCCAAUAAGUGUGAUGUGAAAAAGAUCAGUGAGCUGUCUGAGGACAAUCAGAAGAUUUUUGCCGACCUGUCUGCUGAAGGAGUCCCUGUGAUUGAGACGAGCACUUUGACAGAGGAGGGAGUGAUGCAGGUCAAAACUGAGGCGUGUGACAGGUUGCUGGCUCAUCGUGUCGACUCAAAGAUGAAAGGAAAGAAAGUUCAUGAUGUUCUCAAUCGACUCCACCUGGCUGUCCCCACCAAGAGAGACAACAAGGAGAGACCUCCAUUCAUCCCAGAGGGGGCCGUCCUACGCAGGAAGACCAUGGAGGUGGACACACCCAAACGCAAACUGGAGAAAGAUCUGGAGAUGGAACUGGGAGACGAUUAUGUACUGGACCUGCAAAAAUACUGGGACCUGAUGAACCCGCAGGAGAGACAGGACAAAAUCCCCGAGAUCUGGGAAGGCCACAAUGUCGCUGAUUACAUCGAUCCAGACAUUAUGAAGCGUUUGGAGGAGCUGGAGCGGGAGGAGGAGCUGAAGGAGCGUGCAGGCGAGUACGACUCUGAUGAAGAGAGUGAGGAUGAGGAGAUGCAGGAGAUCCGGCAGUUGGCCAGUCAGAUUCGGGAGAAGAGGAAGCUGCGUAUUCUGGCCUCGCGGGAGAAAGAGACGCAGGGCCCCAGAAUGCCCCGUACCGCGCGCAAGGUGGACAGAGCCAAUCUGGAGAAGGAGAUGAGUGAACUUGGCCUGGACAUGACAGACAAAGACAAUAGUCAUUAUGUGGAGCAGGCUCGGAGAUCACGGAGCUUGGUGAGGAAACGCAAGCGUGAGGCGUCCGCUCCGCCCACAUCACGCACACGCAGUCAGAGCGCCGCCCGUGUUCCCCGCGACCAGUCUGGAGUCCGAGAUGCCAAGAUGCUGAAGAAGGUGAAGGGGAUGAUGAAGAGUUCGCAGAAAGAUAUGAAUCGUGAGGGGAAGAAGGGCGAGUCUGACAGACACAUUUUCAACCUCAAACCCAAACACCUGCUCGCCGGCAAGAGGAAAUCAGGCAACACCAGCCGCAGAUAAACGCGCACCGCAACCAAUCACAAACCAGCAGUGGUUAAGUGAUGUGCAUCAUAGCCAAUCACGUAGCAGGAUCAGCAGAUGAACAGACUUCAGAGCCAGUGAGGUUAAUGUUUUAACCAAUUGUAAGCCUUACUGAGGUUAAUCUGUUCCACAUAAACAUUUGUCUUGCUGUCUCUGAACUGCUGAAGCUGCUCUGUAGAUGGCUGUUUGUUCCUCUACAUAUUAGAUGGUAUUUCUGUAAUUUACUGCACGAUGAUAUUGAUCUUUGAAAAUAUAUCUGGCCUUAAUCCCUUUAACAAUUUUUCUCAAACUGAAAUGGUGACAUAUUAGAGUGAGACGCUUAUACAAGUUGUUUCUGUAAUGCAAAAUAAGUGAUUUUUUUUUUUCUACAGUUUAUCUGAAAAUAAAUAUUGAGCAGUUCCAGUGUUUGGGAAACUGCUGUGUCCUGAUUAGUGGAACUUGUCUGUCAGGGAGUCAAAUAAAGCCACCAACUAUGGAACCUUC
This is a messenger RNA of Chanos chanos (milkfish), 2442 nucleotides long. It is a transcript of the gene gtpbp4, whose product is annotated as GTP binding protein 4. The transcript is spliced from 16 exons. The coding region runs from base 34 to 1938 and encodes 634 amino acids. The record is from RefSeq and is a predicted model, not a curated record. Gene Ontology annotation, molecular function: GTP binding. NCBI's taxonomy places the organism in Eukaryota, Metazoa, Chordata, Actinopteri, Gonorynchiformes, Chanidae.